GGGCGGAGGGCGGGAGCACGCCUCCUGACAUGUCCAGGGCAUCCCGAACCGGGCCCGGCCGCGGCUAGGAGCAGCGGGUCUCGGCGCGCCCCUCGGUCCCGCAGUCCCGCCGGACCCCCGCCUGACGGGGCCUGCGUUCCGCUCUUCGGCCCCCCGAGGGAAGGAGCUGGGGGGAGCGGCGGGAGGGUCGUGGAGAAGGGAGCAUCCGCCCGAGGCUGGAGGAGGCUGGCCCCGCGUCCCCGCCCAGCCCGCGCCUAUGCGGUACUUGAAGGAUGGCGAAGAGGUCGCGCAGUGAGGACGAGGAUGAUGACCUUCAAUACGCUGAUCAUGAUUAUGAAGUACCUCAGCAAAAAGGACUGAAAAAACUCUGGAACAGAGUAAAGUGGACAAGAGAUGAGGAUGACAAGUUAAAGAAGUUGGUUGAACAACAUGGAACUGAUGAUUGGACUCUAAUUGCUAGUCAUCUUCAAAAUCGUUCCGAUUUUCAGUGCCAACAUCGAUGGCAGAAGGUUUUAAAUCCAGAAUUGAUAAAGGGUCCUUGGACUAAGGAAGAAGAUCAGAGGGUUAUUGAAUUAGUUCAGAAAUAUGGACCAAAAAGGUGGUCUUUAAUUGCAAAACAUUUAAAAGGAAGAAUAGGUAAGCAGUGCAGAGAAAGAUGGCACAAUCACCUGAACCCCGAAGUAAAGAAAUCUUCUUGGACGGAAGAAGAAGACAGGAUCAUAUACGAAGCACACAAGCGGCUGGGAAACCGUUGGGCAGAGAUUGCAAAAUUACUUCCUGGAAGGACUGAUAAUUCUAUCAAAAAUCAUUGGAAUUCUACGAUGCGAAGAAAAGUGGAGCAGGAGGGCUACUUACAAGAUGGAAUAAAAUCAGAGCGAACUUCAUCAAAACUUCAACACAAACCUUGUGCGACUAUGGACCAUUUGCAAACCCAGAAUCAGUUUUACAUACCUGUUCAGAUCCCAGGUUAUCAAUAUGUAUCACCUGAUGGCAAUUGUGUUGAACAUGUUCAGACAUCUGCCUUUAUUCAGCAGCCCUUUGUUGAUGAAGAUCCUGAUAAGGAAAAAAAAAUAAAGGAACUUGAGUUGCUUCUUAUGUCAGCUGAGAAUGAAGUUAGAAGAAAAAGGCUUCCAUCUCAACCUGGAAGCUUUUCUAGCUGGUCUGGUAGUUUCCUCAUGGAUGAUAGUAUGUCUAACACAUUGAAUAAUCUUGAGGAACACACUACUGAGUUUUAUAGCAUGGAUGAAAAUCAGACUGUUUCUGCUCAGCAGAAUUCACCCACGAAAUUUCUAGCUGUAGAAGCAAAUGCUGUACUGUCUUCUCUACAGACCAUCCCAGAAUUUGCAGAAACUCUAGAACUUAUAGAAUCUGAUCCUGUAGCAUGGAGUGAUGUUACCAGUUUUGAUCUUUCUGAUGCUGCUGCCUCUCCUGUCAAGUCUACUCCAGUUAAACUAAUGCGAAUUCAACAUAAUGAAGGAGGCAUGGAAUGUCAAUUUAAUGUCAGUCUUGUACUUGAAGGGAAAAAGAACAGUUGUAAUGGUGGAGACAAUGAAACUAUUCCUUUGACAUCCCCAAAUGUGGUCAAGUUUAGCACUCCACCAACCAUCCUCAGAAAGAAGAAAAGAAUACGAGUGGGCCAGGCUCUAGGCAAUGAGCUUGGUGAUGGUUCAUUCAGUGAAGGCAGUAACACAGCACUAAAACACACACCAGUGAAAACACUACCAUUUUCUCCCUCACAGUUUUUUAACACAUGUCCUGGAAAUGAACAACUUAAUAUAGAAAACCCUUCGUUUACAUCAACCCCAAUUUGUGGGCAAAAAGUUCUCAUUACAACUCCUCUUCAGAAGGAAGCAACUCCCAAAGAUCAAAAAGAAAAUGUAGGGUUUAGAACACCUACUAUUAGAAGAUCUAUAUUGGGUACCACACCAAGAACUCCUACUCCCUUUAAGAAUGCACUUGCUGCUCAGGAAAAGAAAUAUGGACCUCUUAAAAUUGUGUCCCAGCCACUUGCCUUCUUGGAAGAAGACAUUCGAGAAGUUUUAAAAGAAGAAACUGGAACCGACAUAUUCCUCAAAGAGGAAGAUGAACCUGCUUAUAGAAGCUGCAAACAAGAGCAUUCUGCAUCUGUGAAGAAAGUCAGAAAAUCACUAGCCUUAGAGAGCUGGGACAAAGAAGAAACAGGUACACAGCUACUAACUGAAGACAUUUCAGACAUGCAGUCAGAAAAUAUACUUACAACAUCUUUAUUAAUGAUACCAUUAUUGGAAAUACAUGACAAUAGGUGCAACUUGACUCCUGAAAAACAAGAUAUAAAUUCAGCCAACAAAACAUUUACACUUACUAAAAAGAAACCAAACCCUAACCCUUGUAAAGCUGUCAAAUUGGAAAAGAGUCUUCAGUCAAAUUGUGAAUGGGAAACAGUGGUAUAUGGGAAGACAGAAGACCAACUUAUCAUGACUGAACAAGCGAGAAGAUACCUGAGUACUUACACAGCUGCCAGCAGCACUUCAAGAGCGCUGAUACUCUAACUGUUACUAAGCUGAGAAAUGUCCUACUCUCUUACUGUGUCUUAUGCUAAAUUAGGUUGCCAUGAAAUUUGUCUCAAUUCUUUUAAAGGUUUUAAUACAUUCCUAAAAUGGUUCGCAUUUUUUUCUAUAUUGGACAAAAAACUAAUAAGCUGCUUAAAGUAAGGGGUAGAAAAAUUCAUUAUUUAUAUUUUUAAGAAAUGAGAGUUUUAAAAUUUGUUUUAAAAGAGCAAAAUGGAGAAAUAAGGAUGUUCAUGGGUAUUCCAAAGUAAAUUCUCACACAAUUUUAUUACAGGAUAUAUGUCGCUACUUUCUCAAGGCUGUAGUCUGUUAUGAACACGUAUGUGUGACCUCUGAAAGUCUGUUUAGGAAGCACAGGCCCUUUAUGAAGCACUUGUGUGCGCUGAUUUACUUAGACUACCAUUUGUAAAGAGACACAUGGGGAGGGGUCUCAAGGAAGCCAGAAAGUUGCACUACUAAUUUUGGUAUUUUUAGAAACAAUGAAAUUAACUACAGUGUUAAGCAUAUUUAUUUGUGCAUUGAACUAAAAAAGCAUUGAAAUGGGCUUUUUCUUACUAGUAAAGAGUCAGUAUUUCUUCAUAAGUCUCAGAAGAGCUGAGAAUUUUGUUGAAUGUAUUGUACAGUAUGUAGGAGCAGGAAAACUUUGUAAAUUGGAAAGAUGUCUGUUUUUAUAAUUUAUUUUCAUUUUUAAAGCUUAAAUGUAGAUAUUUGUGUGUGUGUGUGUAUAUAUAUAUACACACACACUUAUGUAUAUACAUACACACAUACAUACAGGGUGUUUAGAAGCCAGUGUUAUUUCCUGUCAUUACAGCUAACAUAGUAAAGAGUAACUUUGACUUUCAAGUAUGAAAUAGUUAAUAUUAUAGCUGCAAAGAAUACAAUAUACUGUAUGUCACAUCUACCUAAAUAUUGCACUAUAUCCUUUAAAUCAUGUUGGUUAUAAAGUAGUUCUAAAAUGUACUAAAUAAUAAUUUAAUAUUUUCUUUUUAAAUUAUAUUGGAGAGUCAUAUAAAUUAAUCUGGUGAUUUGUAUAUGUGUUUGGAAUUUUCAUUUUGUUUAAAACAAUAUGGUACCUUGCUCCCUAAAACAGUCUGCACUUAGAAGUUUAUUGUAUUUACUCAAUGUUUCAGAAGUAGAAAAUAUUAUCUUUAUUUAUACAAAUAUUUUGUCCUUUUAUAAGUGUUUUGUGUUUCCAGGUUACAACAGUUGCUUCAGUUGCCUGUCCAGGUGUUUGCACUUAUUUUAUUUCUUUGAAAGAGUGUCUUUGCUUAUGUGGUAGAGAUUUUAUGUAGUUUUUUUGAGACAUAUAAUGGUGUGCUGUCAACCUAAACACUGACAGGCAAAUAGAAUUGUACACUGUAGUUUGAAUUAUUUAUAAUUGACACACUCUCUCCCUCUCCACUCCUGAAGUAUGCUGCUAUAGAAAGUAGCAGAAUAGGCUUGCUGCUAUGAGAGACGGAAAGAGCGACCACCACUUGCACUGUGUGGAAAGAUAAGCAAAUGAUGGCAAGUUCUCAAGUUAACUAAUGGAUUCAACUAUUCCCAAGCAGGUUCUUACAAAGACCAAAACACCACUAUGCCUCAGAAGCAAACCAAACCAAACAGUUUAAGAUUUUAAAAAAUCUAUCUAUCUGUUAAUAGAAAUGGGACUACUGAAUAUUUUAUUGUCUAGUUCUUCAACAGUAGACCUAAAGGGUUUUAAGCUUUAAAUCCAAUUGCUAGUUUUUGCAUACUAUAUGUUAGUGAGAAGUAAAGAAUAUGUAUGGUGGUUCUAAGAUUAUGCCUUCUUGAUAGCAAAUAGGUAAAACAAUUUGAAUCUUAGCAUGUUAAAUAUGUUAAAUACGUUGAUUUUUUUUAAUUAAUGAACUUCUCACAGAAAUUUUGCUUUGUAAAACUAAUGAUUGUGGAAAAAAAUCAUACUAUAUUGUUUCAGCUACUUUGGGGUAAUAAUAGCACACAAUUCCUUUUUUAAAAAUGUGGCCUUUAGCUGCAUUGGAUACAAUAGUCUCCGGUUGCCAAAGUAAAAUAUCUCAAACAUGCUACAUAUUUUAAAACAUAAUUUUUCUUGAGCAUUAAGUUAACACAAAUGUUAAUAUAUUGUAUAUAAACCUGGACUUAUGGGACAUAGUACAUAUUUGGGUUGGUGUUGGUUGAAUCCUCCAGUUAACUGCUUUGUUGCUUUUUGCAAGAUUUGUAAUCAUAAACAUGUCAGGCAUCUUAAGUCAUCUUUUUUUACUGUUCAUUUGGAUUCUUCGGUUUUCUGAAGAUGCCAGACAUACAGGUAACAGCAAUACAUGCAUGGAAACUGACUACACACAUACCAGUACUGCAUUUUGUUGUAAGGUUUUCACAUUAAUACAGCAAUUAUACUGACUAAAUUGAGUUUUUUAAUAUAUGAGAAAACUUUGCAUUGUAAGAGAAUCUUGCAGACAAUGUUGAAAUCUAUUAACAUCCAAAUAAAGCAUCUGUGUACAAGCUG
Meriones unguiculatus (Mongolian gerbil) is the source of this 5025-nucleotide messenger RNA. It is a transcript of the gene Mybl1, whose product is annotated as MYB proto-oncogene like 1. Gene Ontology annotation, biological process: regulation of DNA-templated transcription. The transcript is spliced from 16 exons. Gene Ontology annotation, cellular component: nucleus. Bases 273 to 2528 code for a protein of 751 amino acids. The record is from RefSeq and is a predicted model, not a curated record. Gene Ontology annotation, molecular function: DNA-binding transcription factor activity, RNA polymerase II-specific; RNA polymerase II cis-regulatory region sequence-specific DNA binding. NCBI's taxonomy places the organism in Eukaryota, Metazoa, Chordata, Mammalia, Rodentia, Muridae.